Molecule: messenger RNA, 1242 nt
Organism: Salvelinus sp. IW2-2015
Lineage: Eukaryota; Metazoa; Chordata; Actinopteri; Salmoniformes; Salmonidae
Product: ketosamine-3-kinase-like
Source: RefSeq, a predicted model, not a curated record
CCCGGAACCAAAACAUUGAAUCACUUCCUUUCCUUUGAAAACAAGCCACGCCUUCUUCCACCCAGUUGUCAAAACAUAAACAGACAGCUACAUGAGUGGGAGUCAACCCUAAAGAAGUUUGGGAGUCAAACAAGAAUAAUACGUUAUUCUUCGAGCGUUUGGAGAGCAUCUUGGAGAACAGCCAUGGAAGCUCAGCUAAAGAAGGAGCUGGGAACCUCCAUGCUGAAGUCAACUGGCCAUUCUGGAGGAGGUUGUAUCAGCCAGGGACAGAGCUUUGAUACUGACCACGGGAGAGUGUUUGUCAAGAUCAACCACAAGAGUCAGGCGAAGCGUAUGUUUGAUGGGGAGUUGGCUAGCUUGGAAGCGAUCGUCAUGACAGACACAGUGAAAGUCCCCAAGCCUGUCAAGGUGAUAGAGCUGGAUACAGGAGGGGCUGUGCUAGUCAUGGAACAUGUUGACAUGAGUGGUCUCAGCAGGCACUCUAAGCAGCUGGGAGAGCGUCUGGCUGAUCUGCACCUACACAACCAGAGACAAAGGGACAGACAGGAACAGCAGACAUUGAACGAAAAAGGAGCUGAUGUUCCUGUCAUUGACCAGUUUGGGUUCCAGGUUCCCACUUGCUGUGGAUACCUCCCUCAGGAGAAUGAGUGGCAGAGUGACUGGGUGACAUUCUACUCUCAGCACAGACUACAGCACCAACUCAACAUGGUGGAGAAGUCUUAUGGAGACAGAGAGGCCAGGGAACUAUGGUCCCAGCUACAGCUGAAAAUCCCUCAGCUGUUUACCGACAUCGAGGUGUUCCCCGCCCUGCUUCACGGGGACCUGUGGGGAAACGUAGCAGAGUGUUCCGACGGCCCUGUAAUUUUCGACCCCUCCUUCUAUGGCCACGCUGAGUAUGAGCUGGGCAUCGCCGGGAUGUUCGGAGGGUUCAGCGACUCCUUCUACGCGUGGUAUCACGACAAGAUCCCCACCCCGGGGUUUGAGAAGAGGAAUCAGCUGUAUCAACUCUUCCACUAUCUGAACCACUGGAAUCACUUUGGUGGAGGAUACAGAGGGUCCUCACUGAGGAUCAUGAAGGAUCUGGUCAAAUACUGACCACUGAUCAUAUAUGUACAGUAGCAUAAUGUACAACUACACUACCCAUAAUGUCUGUAAAACAUAGACACAGAAUCACACUGACCAGCUUGAAUGACCUCACAAAGUCUUACACUACAGCCUAGUCUUCCAUCCAGAAGGGAACAA